AUGUCUGUGUCUCACAGUUCAAGACUUAACAAGGGGGUAAGGGAGCAGUACAUGAAAUUGCCCCAAGGAGGGAUGGUCCAGGUCACUUACGUCUGGAUCGAUGGGACUGGGGAAGGAGUCCGCUGCAAAACAAAGACCCUGGACUAUGAACCAAAGUCUGUUGAAGGUAAGACAAAUGCCCCCUCCCCCACAUUGCAUCCUGUUGUGACUGUCUGUCCUUCGCCCUGCAUGGGGUGUCUAAUUACACAGAGCUUGAAAAGUGUCUAUUCAGGGUGUAGCCCUUUAAUGGUGUAUCUGGCUCAAUCCUGUCUGAGCCAUUCUGCUCCCUCUUAAAGGAAUAUUGAGAUGCAUUUUAAAAAUCCUUUUCUGGAAGUAAAAUUUACACUAGUCUUUAAGAAUUUGGAUAGAAGCCAGCUAUCCUUGGACAGACUAACACGUUCUUCUACAAGAGAACCUUGACUGGCCUAUGGGGAGGAGUGCAAAAUUUAUUACUUUAUUUUUUUUCUUGCUAUUUUACAUUUUGAGCGUUUCAGUGGCUUACGGUCUGAUCUUGUCAGUAACGGUGAUCCCAGCUUUGCAGAAAGUUACUGCUAUAACUUUAAGUAUAGUUGAAAGACAUGACUCCUUUGUUCGCUCUUGUAAACACUUAAAAGUGGAAUAUGCUGGCUGAUAAAUGGCUACAUUUAUGUAAAAUAUUUUUUAAUUAUUUUGUGUUGCUACUUUAUCACGAAACUUCUGGAUUCAGUAUGUUCACUGGUGCUUUUAAUGUUUUAUUUCAGAGAUCCCAGAAUGGAACUUUGAUGGAUCUAGCACGUUCCAAGCAGAAGGAUCAAACAGUGAUAUGUACCUUGUCCCUGUCCACAUGUUCAGAGACCCUUUCUGCCUGGACCCCAACAAGCUGGUCAUGUGUGAAGUUCUGAAAUACAACCGUAAAGCUGCAGGUAAAAAUGGGCAAUUUGCUGAAAUCACAAAAGUCCACUUUUGGACUUUAUUUAUUUUUUCCCCUUCAAGUCAUCAGGCUUCGUCAGUCUGUGGUCUGAACUGCAGAACUCCUGCAUAUAUAACUAUAAACUGCGCUUUGACCAGUGUUGUGAUGAGCUACUGAUGGUUAAAUUAGGUGCUUAGAAAUCCAUGGAAAAACAGCCCCACCCCAGAUCCGUGUAAACAAUUGGUUUGCUUUGAUAAAGUUGCUGAAUGAUGUGUAAGUUGAACUUUGUGUAUUUACAAUCCUCCCUUUCUCUGCAGAAACCAACUUGCGUCAUACGUGCAGUAAAGUAAUGGACUUGGUUAGGGAUCACCGACCCUGGUUUGGGAUGGAGCAAGAAUACACCCUGCUAGGAAUCAAUGGUCACCCUUAUGGCUGGCCCGAUAAUGGCUUCCCAGGGCCACAAGGUAAUCCACAUUAUCUGAAAGCAUUGAAUCUGUUCUUGUAAAAGUCGUCUGUUGGUUUUAACAUUCUACAGCACAGAGGUUAAUGUUGGAACCAUCUGGUCAAUGUGUGCCGUGCAGGUCACAUGCAUCUACAGACUGCUUCGUCUGUGUCCUGUGCUCAUUAACAUGCUCUUAGCUGGGGAAAUGUUGAUGGGAGCUUGGAUAUCUCCUGGCUACAUAAGUCUGUCACUGGGAUCGAAACCUGGAAAUUCUGCCUUUCCAGACCAAAAUAUCUUCUGAUGACAUAGGCCAUCAGAACAGUCUACUAGAAAAUUCUCAGUCUGGUAACAUCUGUGGAUAAAACGUUCGUUUGGUUUUGUUUUUUGUUUUUUUUUGUUUUUGUUUUUUUGCGUAUCGAGGCAGGAAACAAAAUAGAUGCCAUAAUCUUAGAUUAGAUGCUUUCUUCCCAAAUACUAACCCUAUGAUAUUAUCCUUAAUAUUUCCUCAGGUCCCUACUACUGCGGAGUUGGGGCAGACAAAGUCUAUGGACGUGACAUUGUGGAGUGUCACUAUAAGGCUUGCCUCUAUGCUGGCAUCAAGAUCUGUGGUACAAAUGCAGAAGUGAUGCCCUCACAGGUAAGGGGGGGAACCCUACUUGUAUCUGUGGUCAAUCUUUUACCAGUAGUUCUUCUUUAUAAACAGAUUUAUAACAAAGCCACCAUUUGGUCUGUUUUCAGUGGGAAUUUCAGGUCGGUCCUUGUGAAGGCAUUGACAUGGGUGAUCAUUUGUGGAUGGCUCGGUACAUCCUUCAUCGGGUCUGUGAAGACUUUGGUGUUGUUGCCACUCUUGAUCCAAAACCUAUGACUGGUAACUGGAAUGGGGCUGGAUGUCACACCAACUACAGCACAGACAACAUGAGGAAUGAAGCAGGAUUAAAGUGAGUUCUCAAACACCUUGUGUUUUGUGUCAAGAGUAAAAUCUUUUUGGUGUUUUGUAUAACUAAAUGGUCAAUCUGGAGCAGUUUUUGGGAACAUUCCACAUGCUUCAUUUAUUUUAACUACAAUCAACAUAGAUGACCAUCUUCAGCUGAGACAUCGCCACAAAACCGUAGCAGAUGCAUAGUCCACAGUAGCUGAACUUAAAAAAACAAAAAACCUGGUUUCGCAAUGUGUUCUUGUGGGGGUUUCUUAACUUUUAUUUGUCUAACAUCUGCUCAAUUCCUCUACUAGGUACAUUGAAGAUGCUAUUGAGAAGCUUGGAAAAAGACACGACUACCACAUAUGUGUGUAUGAUCCCCGUGGUGGCAAGGACAACCUCCGUCGUCUUACCGGCAAGCACGAGACCUCUAGUAUCCAUGAAUUUUCUGCAGGUGUUGCCAACCGUGGUGCCAGUAUCCGUAUACCACGCCAAGUUGGGCAGGAAGGCAAGGGGUACUUUGAAGAUCGCCGGCCAGCUGCCAACUGUGACCCAUAUGCUGUUACUGAAGCUAUGAUCAGGACAACCAUUCUGAAUGAAACUGGCAAUGAGACCAAAGACUAUGGAAACUGA
This is a messenger RNA of Pelobates cultripes (western spadefoot toad), 2919 nucleotides long. The record is from the annotation of a GenBank genome assembly. Lineage: Eukaryota; Metazoa; Chordata; Amphibia; Anura; Pelobatidae.